UUCCGGUUUGGUUUCUCCGCACCCUGUGUGGCUGAAGCUUUUGGGGUUUGACCGUGGCGGCCGGGGGGCAGAGGGGGGCAGGGUGUAGUGAGGUAAAGUGAGUUCCCAAGUGGGGUUCCCCGCAGCCAUGGCCUGCUCCAUUGUCCAGUUCUGCUACUUCCAGGACCUCCAAGCCGCCCGGGACUUCCUCUUUCCUCACCUGCGGGAGGAGAACCCCGGCGGCGCCGUGCGGAGGGACGCCAGUAAAACAACAAAUUGGGAAGAUGAUGGUUGGGGAGCAUGGGAAGAAACAGAACCCCAAGAACCUGAAGAAGAAGGAAAUACUUGCAAAACACAAAGAAGUUCCUGGCUUCAAGAUUGUGUUUUAUCCUUAUCACCAACCAAUGAUCUCAUGGUUAUUGCUCGGGAGCAAAAAGCUGUGUUUCUAGUGCCAAAAUGGAAAUAUAGUGACAAAGGAAAGGAAGAAAUGCAAUUUGCUGUUGGUUGGAGUGGUUCUUUAAAUGUUGAAGAAGGGGAAUGUGUAACUAGUGCUCUGUGUAUCCCACUAGCAAGUCAAAAGAGGAGUUCUACUGGGCGUCCUGACUGGACCUGCAUUGUGGUGGGUUUUACCUCAGGUUAUGUGCGCUUCUACACAGAGAAUGGUGUGCUUUUGCUUGCACAACUUUUAAAUGAAGACUCAGUGAUUCAGCUCAAAUGCAGGACCUAUGAAAUCCCCCGACAUCCUGGCGUGACUGAGCAGAAUGAAGAGUUGAGUAUUUUAUAUCCAGCUGCCAUUGUGACCAUUGAUGGAUUCAGCCUUUUUCAGUCCCUUCGUGCUUGUCGAAACCAGGUUGCAAAAGCUGCAGCAUCAGGCAAUGAGAAUAUACAACCACCACCGUUAGCUUAUAAGAAAUGGGGUCUACAAGAUAUUGACACUAUUAUUGAUCAUGCUAGUAUUGGACUUCCCAUUGUCUGAAUUCAACCAGAAGUCAACAUGAUCUGUAUGCAAAGUGGUAAGUUAGGGAAGGGAGCAGUGUGAAUUUAGAAGGCUGACAGCAGGUAUCAGACUCAUAAGUCAUCUGGUUCUAUUCACUGCAUAGUUCUCCAUUGUUCUUACAUAGAACACUCUGGAAUAAGCACCUUGUUGGUAAAUGUUUCAGUGUGUCUUUACUUUUUUUGCUAACAGAAA
This is a messenger RNA of Castor canadensis (American beaver), 1168 nucleotides long. The record is from RefSeq and is a predicted model, not a curated record. Lineage: Eukaryota; Metazoa; Chordata; Mammalia; Rodentia; Castoridae.